AUGAGCAUGGCUGUAGCGGAAAUCCCGGCCCGCGAGGCCAAGGAUGUCGCCAAUCUGUUUACAGGCACAGAAGGCAUCUAUCUUCUGCCCCAUCAUGCUAAAGAAAUCGAGCGUCUCAGGGAACAGCAUGCUCUCAUUCUCUUCUCUACCGGCAACGUCUUGGUGACGGCACCCUUGAGGCAGCCCAAGAUCAGAGUCCUUGAUUGCGGUGCUUCAGAAGGCACGUGGCUCCUGGACCUCCCCCGGCUGUAUCCGCAGCACGAAUGGUCGCUCCACGGGGUCGAUAUCGGGUCCUCCCUCUUCCCGCCCAAGGUUGGCCCCUGCGCUGCCCUGGAUCUGCGCGAGUUUGACAUCCGGUCCCCUACGCCCCCGGACCCGUCCUGGACGCAAGGGUUCGACCUCGUCCACCAGAGGCUCUUAAUGUGGGGACUGCAGAAGUCGGAGUGGGCCACGGUGGUGAAGAACCACUUCUCGCUUGUGAAGUCCGGCGGCUGGAUCCAGCUCGUCGAAGGCCAGUGGGUGGACCGCGAUCACCCCUUUGACCCGGUAACUCAUCCCAACCUGGACAAGAUGUACCGGAUGCAGUGGUGGUGCACGGAAAACUUCGGCAUGGACAUGUUCAUUGGGUACAGGCUGGAAGAUCUACUGGAGGAGGCUGGCUUCAAGAACGUGCAAAAAACACAGUACACGCUGGGAUACGGCGCCCUGGCCAAGAGCCCCGAGUGGAAGAAGCGGUCGGUCGACAUGUGGGUUCACACGUUCCGAGGUUUGGGAGCACUGCUACCCAAGGGUGGCAUCCCGGGUGUCCUGAAAGACAAAGCCGAAUUCGACCAGUUGAUGAUCGACUUGCACAAGGAGACUCUGGAGCUGGGUUAUGCACCAAAGAUGAACUUUGUGAUUGGGCAGAGGCCUGAAGAGAGUUGA
Messenger RNA from Chaetomium globosum CBS 148.51, 924 nucleotides. RefSeq lists its product as uncharacterized. Lineage: Eukaryota; Fungi; Ascomycota; Sordariomycetes; Sordariales; Chaetomiaceae. The coding region runs from base 1 to 924 and encodes 307 amino acids. The transcript is spliced from 2 exons. The record is from RefSeq and is a predicted model, not a curated record.